Chondrus crispus (carragheen) is the source of this 1010-nucleotide messenger RNA. RefSeq lists its product as hypothetical. Gene Ontology annotation, cellular component: nucleus. Bases 1 to 576 code for a protein of 191 amino acids. The record is from RefSeq and is a predicted model, not a curated record. Lineage: Eukaryota; Rhodophyta; Florideophyceae; Gigartinales; Gigartinaceae. Gene Ontology annotation, molecular function: protein tag activity; ubiquitin-like protein ligase binding. The transcript has 3 exons. Gene Ontology annotation, biological process: protein sumoylation.
AUGCCUGGCCUCCUUCUAACCGGGCCAGAGGAUACAAUCGAUGUUCGCGUCGUCGCCAACGCAACCGACCAUGAGGUUGUCUUCAAACUCAGAAAGCACACACAUCUCCAUCGCUUGAUCGAAGCCUUUCAUGCUCACCGUCGCCAACCUGCAGGCACUUAUACCCUCUUUUACAACUCCCACGAAGUCAACCCCGCAGAUACACCAGACUCCCUUCGAAUGCAAGGGCUAGACUACCUUCAAGCCGUCCCGAACCCAGCCCUUGCGACUUUUUUGGAAGGUCGCCCAGGUGCCCAUCCUGAAAGUUAUUACGUGACGGUCCUUGACACGGAAUUCUCGAGGGCUGAAUAUUUGUUUCGGCUGCGGUGCACUACCAAAAUGGCAAAGCUUAUGGACACAUACUGCGCGCGAAUUGGAGCGUUACCUCAGGAACGCAGCUUCUACUAUGACACAGAAGCGAUCCAUCCAGAUGAUACUGCGGAGUCUUUGGGCAUGAAUCGACCAGGAUUUGCAUACCUUGUCAUUAGUACCCCGUCUGUGGACUCGUUACCGCUUGACUCCAUCGAGGAGAAGUAGCAGCAAUUGAAGGUAUCCCUUCGAUGUUGGCCCGGGCACGUUGGCCAACUUGCACCAAUGCCUUCCGUCUCCUUUUGCGAGCUGUUGAUAUAUCCUGCACUUCAACUUGUACAGUGUGGAAGCGACGCGCUUAGAAUUUCCGUGAGGACAGCACGUGAUGUUUACUUCGUCUCACAACAUUUCAUUCGCAGAGUCUGGAUUGUGUCGUUUGGGCCCCUGUGGUUCAUAGAUCAUCGCAAUACACCCAGCUUCGCCAUCCGUGUUUGUAUUACAAUCGCUCUGUCAGAGAUUUUCUCUAACAUUCGUGUGGCGCGUCUCACCAGAAACGCACAAAUUUUCUUUGCGUGGCUUAUUAGCGUGUAGAUUUUGUACAAUAAAACACAAGCAAUAAUCGUCAAUAGAGAACAUUAACUUCUUACUCUGAUUGAUACCCC